AUGGGUAAUGAUGAACAAAGUAAUUGCGAAAACUAUUCAGAACAGGACAAAAGUAAUACUGAUUUACUCUCAAUAGACAUCAGCUCUAUAGUAUUUCCUGUUAACCAAGAUAAUGGUAUUCAGACCCAUAACAGUCUUCAAGUAGGCAAUCUUACUAGGCAAAUGCUUCCAGAUAUACCCAAUAAAGAAUAUGUUAAGAGAAAUUUGUGCAGUACCUAUUUCAGAGAAUUGUUACAAAAUCAAGGACUAUCAGAAGAA
This is a messenger RNA of Racocetra persica, 258 nucleotides long. NCBI's taxonomy places the organism in Eukaryota, Fungi, Glomeromycota, Glomeromycetes, Diversisporales, Gigasporaceae. The record is from the annotation of a GenBank genome assembly.